Messenger RNA from Paramormyrops kingsleyae, 5946 nucleotides. NCBI's taxonomy places the organism in Eukaryota, Metazoa, Chordata, Actinopteri, Osteoglossiformes, Mormyridae. The record is from RefSeq and is a predicted model, not a curated record.
UUUAUUAACACUUACUGUACGCACUUCUCUGAAAUCCGGUUUAUACCUUUGUAGACGUGAUUUCCUCAAGUUAAAUAUUUUAAAUAUGUUUUUGUCUUUAUUUUAAUUAAGCAGAUAUCUAAAUCAGUUUUUUAAAAACAAAUACAAUUCUAUAAAUAUGAUUCUCUGUUCGAUCAAAACGUCUUUCAUUGCUUCCGUAUUUAUGCUUCUUAUGUUGACUGGAAAGAAUACCUCACAUGCAAUUAGUCCUCCGUUCGAUUUGACCAUGAGCUGCCACAACUUCACAGUCACCGCACACUGGAAAUACAUGGAGCCGUCCCCAGGGACUCAAUUCAAAGUGAAAAUUAACAGGGAACUAGAGAAUGGUGACCCUAACAUAAUUAACACAACGCGCCAUCACUGUGACGUCUCCUCCUUGAUCACCUCGGUGGAGAAUAGCUACUACCUGGAAGUAAAAGCCACAAAUGGAACUGAGGAAUCUGCUGCUGAGUCAUCUGAGACAUUUAGCUUCGAUAAGUAUAUGCCAUCAGAGGUGAAGUGUGUGUUGGAUUUCCCUGCUGUCAAGCUCUCCGUUAAGGGUGGGAAGAUCAUGGUGCAUUUUGUGCAUCCGCUUCAGCUUUACAAAACAGCAUCUGUCCUGCAGCAUCUGGAGAAAACAGCACCUGCAGAAUACAACAAGCAUAAAGAGUUUGUGUAUUACGUUGUUAUAAACGACAAGAGUACAUUUCAAUUUAAUUGCAUGGUGACAGAGAACAAAUGCCAUGCAAUCAUUCCAAUAACAGAGAAGAAAGAGAUGUACUGUGUCACCCUGAAUGGACUGCUGAAGAAUACUGUCGUCAGAAGUUCAGAGUCAAUAUGUAGCCACGAGGAACCCGAUUCUAGCUAUUACAGGUGGCAUCUCCUGUUGUUUUUGGUUCCUUUGGUUCUUGCUGUGGUCAUCAUGACUGGGAUAAAAAUGUUCAAAAAAGUGAACAAAACUACAUCAAAUCUGAAAUUUGAAGAGCUGAAAAUUUUUGCCUUUGUGCUGUCUAACCAAAGGCCUGAGUGCAACAUCAUACAACUGGAGAGUGUGUCAGUGCAGAAAGUGCAGUCUGUAGAGCCCCGCAUCAGCGCCCCAGAGGGGACACACAGUGGCCAACUGCAGACCACUGUCCCGCCCCGGAAUGGCCGCUUCAAAAUCGGCCCAGGGCGGAUGACCGGGAGCGCAGAAUCAGCGGAUGUGCACAGCCUUCUUGAAGACUGUAACCGGCUGAGUGAAUCAAGUAACUGCCAGUCAGAAAUGGACGCGUGUGGGUAUGACAGGCCGCACCGGCUUGAUGUUGAAAUGAGCCCGGGGGACAAGGUCACUGGUUAUGGCUGCUUUGAAAUGUGAAGAUGUCGCUUUCUGAGCAUCUCCUAGGCUGGAAUCAGUGAUGUUCAGCCUUCUGAAGUUGCUCACUUUGCCCGAUGCCUUUAGUGUAAGUUUAAUCCUUAACUAUGCACUUAGCUAUGUCGAAAAUGUGAAUGACCUCAGAUCUAUGUAAUUUGACAGGUCUGAAGUUCAUACUGAUAUACAGUACUGUAUGCCACUAAGCACCUGUCAUUUUAGUAGUGAGAUUACGUGGUAUCCAUGGCAAUUCUGGGAUGUGAACCUUUGGGGGGAGGGGGGUUAUUGGGGACUCAGUCUCAUGAAGAAAUAUAGUUAUGUUAUUAUAUUUUAAGAAGUGAACACCCUUUCUAAGCUUGAUUAUUUAAGCUGAUUAUUAUACCUAAAUUUUCAAUGCAAACCGAUAAAAUAGCCAGUUCUCUGUUCACUGUGCAUGUAAUACGGUUUACAUUUGAUGAGCGUACAUCAUCUGGUGAUGAAUAAAAUGCUGUCUGACCUCUUGGUGCAAUUUCCGUUAAGGUGAAAACACUUAAAAAGUACUCUUCCACUGACAUUAUCAAUGUUUAUACAUGUAUUCUUAUAUAUUAUGUUUCUCUUCAUUCAUUUUCUAUUGUAAUUUCCUUAUUUCAGACUUAGAUUAUAAACACUGAAUGUUGAUCUCUAUAUUUAAACCCGGGACAGUUGCAGACAAUGCAGUGAAGCUCCUACAUUUGGAACUGGUAGAAUAACCCACUGGUAAAGGAGAUCUGUCUCUUACUGGAGGAGAGGAUGGAAAGCAGAGCUUCCUGCAUUAUAGCUGGCCAUAGUACAGAACUGUGCAAAAGUCUUAGGCAGACAAAAGAAAUUUUGAGGCAAUUUAUCUGGGUAGUAAGUACACAUUUGCUCAGAACAAAAAAACACAACAUAUGGAAAUUAAGAGUAAAACAAUAAAAACUAGAAUGUCAUGUGUUCUAAGUUACUGAUAUAUAGUUAGAUGGAUAGAUGAACCCAAACCUCUCCUCAGGGGCACCUCAUCCAUUCCAUGUAUUUAUUAAAUUUCACCACCAGCUCAUUUAAUUAACUUAUUUAAUUGAUUAGGAAAAGACAGUGAGAUUUUGAUUAGCUAUGCAAGGUGUGCUAGUGCUUGAGUCAGAAAAACAUAUGGCUGUAUUGGAUGGUGGCUGCAAAUUCUAGGGUGAAGUUUUGAAAUGGCUAAGCUAACACACUUUGACAGGCAUAGAUCACUUUGACAUGAAGAUCACUUAAACAUUGUUUUCUUUGGCUGCCUACAACUUUUGCACAGUACUUUAAGUUAGUGAUCAAGCUGAACUGGCACGUUAUGUGAGUGUGUGUGUGUGUGUGUGUGUCUGUGUCUGUGCUUUCUGGGAUAGUCUCACAGACAAUGUAUUUAAUGUGAGUUAAAAAUUUAAUGAACUCAUGUUAUUUGUUUUAACAGGAAGUUAUCUGGUUGCUUAUAAAUGGUUUGUUUUGUACUUGAAUUUCUGCUGUUUAUUUGAAUUUGGGAAAUUGACAUAAUCACAUCAGUCAGUAAAGUAUUGUUUAACUAAAACUACUGGUGUGUGUUUAAUUUUUGACCAUAUAAAAUGAUAUUGCCUGAUAUCAGGUUUGCAAAUUUUUAUCUCUGUAUUGGCAUUGAAGACUUAAUUCUCAUUCUCAUUAUUGCCUUCCUAAGGAUCUCCAUCCCAUCCACUUUGUUGUUGUUACUGCUGUUUAUGUGUCAUUUUUAUAAUGUAAUUUUAGUGAUUUAUUUUAUCAGUUACUACAUUAUUUUAUGUUAGUACAUCUCUGUAAAGCUGACCUGUAUGUAGCGCAGCCUUAAAAAUCUUUUGCUUAUUGAAUCAGUUUCACUGUAUGCAUUCACAGAAUGCAUUGUCAAAUAGGAUGGUCUGGUCAAAAGGAUAAGGGCUGUUCUCACCCUUACCCUUGAGUCACAAAGCACCGCUCCAAUCACCGAGCUGGAAAAUACCCACUCUGCGCAGUGAAUCUUGGGAUAUGUUGGGCUAUGAAGGAUCCAUUAGGUGGAUCCUUAGUGACUCAGCAAAAGAGGGAUGCAUUUCUAGACAGCAUUUGAAGGAGCCUUUGAAAUGGGACAACCUUGUCACACUGCUGACGCAUUUGGCCUCGAUGGAUGCAGCCCCUGAAUUUCAACACAGCCUGAGUCUUUUCUGUUUGAACAUGAACUACUGGGGAGGUGCUUACAGCAAUAGUUUGUUGGUUGGAUGUCCAUAAGCACCAGUGUUAACUGGGAAGUUAAGCAGAAGUGCAGGAAAAGAGAUUGAAGCAGCGGAGCAAAAAUUGACCAGAUGUAAUUAUUUUUCAAUUGAUCUCCCCCAAUAACUAACAAAAUUUAUUUAUUUAUAUUUAUAGUGUUUUGGCGUGGCGGUCUAGUUUCGUAUGAAAACAUGUGAAGUUAAACCUAUGAGGUUUCUGCUUUUCCCGUACUUAUUUAGCAUAAAGGUCCCAGUUCCUGUGGUGUGAUGUGAAAUCGACACACAAAAGUAGUGAAGAGCUACGAAAGUUCCAGGCUGAGACAGACCCAGACCUUGUAAAACGGGACCAGAUUCCAGAACUUCAGUGUGAAAAAACCUAUUGAUACCAAGUAGGAAUUUCUGGUAGCACAGCAGCAGAUGAAACAGACAAUGUGUGCCCUGUCAUAGAACAGUAUCCCAUUUCAGGAGUAAUGCAGACUUGUGGCCUGUGCUGCCUGGGACAGUCUCAUUCUUUCCAAAACUGCAACUGGAACAAGCAGAGGGAAGCUCAGUACUGGGUGAUGGGCGGGAGGAUGGAUAUUGCAAUGCAUUCAGAAUGCCCCCUUCCACAGUUCACAUCCCCUUGAAGGUUUGCCUUCUGCUUGCCUUCUCACACUACCUCUCACACCCCUAGCUCUAUGCAUGUGGCCACAGAAAUACAUGGAAGUCUGCAAUGUUAUGAAUUCUUACUCUAUGUGCAGUGGGACGAAUUUUGUCAUCAGCGGUGUCUGCCAGUCUGUUCACGUGCCGCCCAGAUUUUGGGUCUAACAGAUUUCUUGCAUGGCGGUUCGCGCAAGAAAAUUGACUGGGUGUUUCCAGUAGGCGGCAGAAGAAGCAUUUCCUGCGCGUGUGUGAUGAUGCCUGAGUGGCGCAAAGUGGAACCUGGUAGAGGAAGAGGAAAAAGGAAGCUGAGCAUAUAUAAGUCUGCAUCUCAUCACUCUGUGCUCUUGCAUUGUCAUUCACAAGAUUGUUCUUCAUUAAAUGUUCUUAGAAUUAUUACAAUCGGACUAUUUAUUUUUUCUUUCUCAAGAAAAGGAGACCAUUGAACCCUAAUUUGCCAUUUCCCAGAGAUCAACAACAAAAAAAGUAGCAUUUGUCUGAGUGAAAAUAAUCCAUUAAUACGGUCAUCAGAAUUCCAGAAGAGUCCAUCAAGGAAGUCAUAAGGAUUCCAUAAGAGUUCAUAAGGGAGUGUCAUCAGCAAAGGAUUCGUGUAAGAUUCCAGAAUGAAUGGAUCCAGCUCAUUGAACUUUACUACUGAUUAUGUGGACAUCUUUGAAGAAACAGUUGCAUGGAUCAUAUUAUUAAUUGGCCUUCCUGCAAUCAGCCUGGCCUGUUAUGCACUGUACCGCUUGAUCAAGGCUGAUCAUGUCGCCCCCCUAUAUGUCAUCAACCUCCUCCUUUCAGAUCUGGUGCAAAUCAUCUGCAGAAUAUACUUUGUUUCUCAGAAGCAUUUUGGAUUCCUCUCUCCAGAACUUAUCAAAGCUCGAUUGAUUUUUCUGGUCAUUGUCCGUUUUGGCUUAGUUGCUAGUCUUGGCUUCAUGGUGUGCAUCUCCCUGGAGAGGUACCUGGUGGUUGCUCAUCCACUUUGGUAUCGGUACCGUCGCAACCUGAAGUACACAGUGUUAACGUGUAUUUUCAUAUGGUUGUUUUCUGUGAUAUAUGCAGUGAUUGAUUAUAACAUAGAAGUCUACAGAACCUUCUUAAGUGUUCUAGCAACCCUAUUCCUGCUGCCAUUUCCAUUUCUUCUCUUCUUCUAUGUGAGCUCAAGGAGAGCCUUGAAAAGCACUAUUUCAGUUUCUGUUGCAGAAAAGAAUCGGAUCCUUGGUGCUUUAGCCCUGGUCUUCGGCAUCUAUGUUGUGCUAUAUCUGCCCUUUACGUUCAUGGCAUUUUUUCUGGUAAUAUCUAACAUACGCACUUACACAGUGUAUUGCUUUAUGGCUGUUGCACGCUCCAUGGUGCGUCUCAGUCCCCUUGUGGACCCCUUCCUGUACAUUUUCAUGAGAAAGGGAGCCAGAGACACACUGGAGGCCUUCCCCUGCUUCAGGAGGGUAUUUGGAUGGAGCACAACUAGAUCUGAUGCAGAAACUCCAAGUACACUUUCAACUGGGACUGACAUCCGAAUGAGAAUCUAGCAAAUACAGGAACUGUUGACCUUCCUCUUUAAUCCUCUUCAUUGUUGUAACCUAGUAUGAAACAAACAAAAAACUACCAUUUUGAGAUCCCUUCUAUUUUAAUUGUACUCCAAAGUCUUUGUCUUUAAAGUUUAGUUUUUUGUUCAUUUGUUUAUUAAGUUUUUUCUUUUAAAAACAUUCUGCUUGACAUGUGUAGCUU